Molecule: messenger RNA, 2547 nt
Organism: Thamnophis sirtalis
Lineage: Eukaryota; Metazoa; Chordata; Lepidosauria; Squamata; Natricidae
Source: RefSeq, a predicted model, not a curated record
AUGCUACUGCUACUGCUGAUGCUCUUCUGGCUCCUGGCUCCAACUUCCAUGAAGAGACUCCAAUCAGAGGAACUCUACUAUAUGCCUGGUGACCUCAUUAUUGGUGGGAAUUUGCCCUUUGGAGUCGAUCUCAGAUCUACUUCCACAGGCUUUCAAAAGGACCCAUUUGGGCGUCAUGGACAAAAAGCACCCAUACCCAGUAACUACCAACAGAUUUUUGCAUUGAAGUUUGCUGUCAUAGAGGUCAAUAAGGAUUUGCUUCUGCUUCCCAACAUCACCCUUGGAUUCCAUAUCUAUAUUCAUUUCCGGACUGAUAUAGCUAUUUCCUUAAAUAGCCUCUCCAUGCUCUCUUCACAAGGCCAAGUGGUUCCAGGUUACAAAUGUGUCCAACGGGACCCUCUGCUCUCCGUCAUUGGUGAUCUCAAUGCCAAAUCCUCAAGGCUGAUGGACUCCAUCUUCAGCAUCUUUAAGGUCCCACAGCUCGGUGUUGGCUUUGCGUUCUCUCCGGGAGAGAGAAGAGUUUAUCCUUCCUUCUUCCGGAUUAAUCCCAGUGAAUCUGCUCAUUAUGUUGGUUUAGUUCAGCUGCUCCUGCAUUUCCAAUGGAACUGGGCUGGGCUUCUGGCCCCUGAAGAUGAAAGGGGAGAAAGUUUCAUCUCAACUCUGGCGCCAAUGCUCCAGGAGAAGGAGAUCUGCCUGGCCUUCACUGAAACAUUGAAAUUGGAUGAACCUAAGAAUACGGGGGAAAAAUUAUUUAGCAUUUACAAAAUAUAUUCUAAAAUAGAAGUGUUUAUCCUGUUUGGAGACUCCAAUAGUUUUGCCAAUGUACAGGCAUCUGUGUAUUAUUAUCAUGAAAUACUCACAAAGACACCAUUUCAGAAAGUUUGGGUCUUAACUCCUGAUUGGAAAGUUAGUAUGAUGGGAUCUCAGAAUAUGGCAGAAUACAUAAAGCCUUUUCAUGGGGCCUUGCAUUUUAGGGACCACUCUGGGGAUAUUACAGAAUUCAGUCACUUCCUCCUGUCUUUAGACCCCUUGAACCCCAAAGGAGACCUCAUUCUCCCUCUGUGGUGGGAAAGUGUCUUUCGCUGCAAGAUCCACAAACCAGGAAAGAUCCUUUCAAAGCGGGGAAAACAAUGUACAGGAAAGGAGAAUUUACUGGAUCUGCAAGCUUACGUCUUUGAAACAAGAAUGACAGGUGAAAGCUACAAUAUCUACAAUGCUGUUAAUGCUCUGGCACACGCUUUAUAUGCAAUGUAUGGAUCUGGAGCCCAACCGACCAUGAUGAGGCUUGGAAAGAGGAUCUCAAAUGUCCAGUCAUGGCAGAUUUUUCCCUAUUUGAGGAAUGUGCACUUCAACAACAGUGCUGGAGAUGAAGUCUCCUUUUCAGAAGAUGGACUGGGAUCUGCUCGUUUUAAUCUUCUCAACUGGGUUCUCCUCCCCAAUCAAUCUUUUGUCCCCAUAAAAGUUGGGCAAAUAAAUCCUGAGGCUCCCCCAGGCCAGGAUUUCACCAUUAACUCUGAUGGAAUCACCUGGGCCACAAAGGAAGGUCAGCAGAAGAAAGUCAACAUGUGUAUCAUCCUUGCAGGAGGGAUAUUGUGUAUAAUAGUUGCUCAAGAAAUCCUUAGACAAAGACAUUUGAUUUCAGAUGCAGCUCACUGUGAACCCUGCCCAGAAGACCAAUAUCCCAACAUGGACAAGGACCAAUGCAUUGCCAAGAAGCUCCACUUCCUUGCCUAUCAAGACACCCUGGGAUACAUCUUAGUUUUUCUUGCUCUUUUCCUCUCUGGGAUAACUUCAGCAGUCCUGCUUAUUUUCUAUAAACAUCAUGACACACCUAUUGUCAAGGCCAAUAACCGAGACCUCACCUAUAUCCUCCUGGUCUCUCUCUUGCUCUGCUUCCUCUGCUCCUUCCUUUUCCUUGGUCAACCAGGGAAGAUCACCUGUCUCUUCCAACAGGCUGCCUUUGCCAUUCUCUUUUCCCUUGCAGUUUCUUCUGUAUUGGCAAAAACUGUCGUGGUGGUUCUGGCCUUCAUGGCUACCAAGCCAGGGAACAAGACAAGGAAACUGUUAGGAAAACCACUGACCAACUCUAUUGUCAUAGCCUGUCCUCUGGUCCAAGCAAUCCUUUGUGCCACCUGGCUGGGAACCUUUCCCCCAUUUCUUAACUUGGACUUCCACUCCUUGUUUGGAGAGAUCAUCUGGGAAUGUAAGCAAGGCUCAGCUGUAAUGUUUUACAGUGUCCUCUCUUACCUAGGUCUUUUGGCCCUUGUCAGUUUCACAAUGGCAUUUCUAGCUAGGAAAUUGCCUGACAGCUUUAAUGAGGCUAAGUUCAUUACUUUUAGUAUGCUGGUCUUUUGCAGUGUAUGGAUCUCCUUCCUCCCUACAUACCUAAGCACCAAAGGGAAGUCCAUGGUGGCUGUGGAGAUCUUCUCCAUCAUGGCCUCUGGAGCUGCUCUCUUGGUUUGUAUCUUUUCCCCCAAAUGCUACAUUAUUCUUUUGAGGCCUGAUCUGAAUUGUAGAGAAAAUAUAGUAAGGAACAAGACUUUUUAA